This is a messenger RNA of Anopheles funestus (African malaria mosquito), 2026 nucleotides long. Its product is annotated as alpha-tocopherol transfer protein-like. Lineage: Eukaryota; Metazoa; Arthropoda; Insecta; Diptera; Culicidae. Gene Ontology annotation, cellular component: membrane. The record is from RefSeq and is a predicted model, not a curated record. Gene Ontology annotation, molecular function: phosphatidylinositol bisphosphate binding. The transcript has 4 exons. Bases 300 to 1283 code for a protein of 327 amino acids.
GGCACACCGAAACCAUCGUUCAGUUCGGUUUCAGCGGUUGAGCAGUGCAGCAAUCUCGACAAAGCAAAAACCUUUCCCAUCGACCUGCCUUACCUUUCUGGGACGAUCGGACAGCAGCAGUUAGCAGCAGUAGCACCGAACCGAAAGAUCUCCUGCACCAAAAACAGCAGCAGCACCGUACCAAAGAGUGUGAACGUCGUGUUCGUGAAUUUUCAGCUCGUUGUUUAAUCCCAGCCCAAAAACCCCCAAGUCUCCAAGAACAUUGUAAACGGUAGUCUGUAAGCAAGAUUGUAGCAAAGAUGCCACCGACCGUGCACAAGGAGACCAAUUUCUCCACCACAGACCUGAAGUGGAAGAUGUCUCUGAUCCAGCCAUCCGGUGAACUGAGCGCCAAGAUCAAGGAGGAGCUGCGCGAGCCCGCAAACCCGGCCGACAUUGAGCGCGACAUUGGUAUCAUCCGCGAGUGGUUGAGCAAGCAGCCGCAUCUGCCCAAGGACAUGGACGAUGCCCGCCUGCGCACCUUCCUGCGUGGCUGCAAGUUCAGCCUGGAGCGCGUCAAGCAGAAGCUGGACAUGUACUACACCAUGCGCAAUGCCGUGCCGGAGUUCUUCACCGAGCGUGAUGUCAGCCGUGCGGAGAUGGCCGAGGUGCUGAAUGUGGUCCAUAUGCCGCCACUGCCGGGUCUGACCCCGAAUGGAUGCCGUGUGGUGAUGCUGCGCGGUACCGACAAGGAUAUCGCCACCCCGAACGUUGUCGAGUCGAUGAAGGCUACGCUGAUGAUCGGUGACAUCCGUCUGGCCGAAGAGUCGGUCGGUGUUGCCGGUGAUGUGUACGUGCUGGAUGCGAGCGUCGCCACCCCGACGCACUUUGCCAAGUUCACGCCGGCACUGGUGAAAAAGUUCCUGAUCUGCGUGCAGGAAGCGUACCCGGUGAAGCUGAAGGAGGUGCACGUCAUCAACGUGUCGCCGAUCGUCGACACGAUCGUCAACUUCGUGAAGCCCUUCCUGAAGGAGAAGAUCCGCGAGCGUAUCCACAUCCACAGCAACAUCGAGGAUCUGUACAAGUUCGUGCCGAAGGCGAUGCUGCCGAGCGAGUACGGUGGUGAUGCCGGCUCGUGCAAGGAGCUGAACGAUGCGUGGCGCGCCAAGAUGGGCGAAUACACGGCCUGGUUCAAGGAGCAGGAAGCUUCCAAGGCGAACGAAUCGCUCAGACCCGGUGCACCAAAGACGGCCGAUGAGCUGUUCGGUAUGGAUGGUACCUUCCGGCAGCUGACCAUCGAUUAAGCGCCCGGGAAUCGAGUCAUCCCUUCCAAACCAAACCAACCCAAACCCAUCAUCCACCGAUGCUACGUCAUGAACCCGCUUCGAAUCAUCUCAUCAAGUGUGUGUGUGUGCGAGUGUUUGUGUGACUUUCCAAUACCGAGGCUCUCGUAUAGCUUGCCCACUGUACAGCUAUGGACAGCACCCGGUAAGGAAUGAGCACAAACAUAACGAAAAGAAAAAAAAACACUCCCAUAAAAAUCCAUCCUUCAAUCCCAUUUAUUUUUCAACCCUUCAUCUACGUCACAUAAUCAUGUUUUUUUUUGCGUGUAGUGUUAGUAACGAAAAAAUCCUAAUUCUCAUUUGUAUAUUCCCUUUCCCCUCCCACCAAUAAAGGGGGGGUGUUUCCCUUUUCGUCCACUUCCGGGCGAGAAGGCUUUGAAUUCGAUUCGGAGAAUUGUCUAAAGAUUUCAAGACUUAUAAAGUCUGCUGCUAGUGAUGCUCAAGGAAAUGAAACGGAAAGCGAUCAUUCCAUCCUACAGGGCGGGAAUAAUGUGUGCAUGCUUGGGAGGCCACCCAACUUUUUGGGAGACGCUCCCAACACGCAUUAACUCGCCCUUUAACUUUUCCUCGUUUUGUUUUGCACGCUCUCGUACGAGAAUUGAGAUUUUUCCUGAUUACUCAUUAAUAUAAGCAAAAAAAAGUCAAUUUUGUUACAGUUUGUUGUAUUGCGUAUUGCUAUUAAAGACUUUCUUGUUUAAAAGGAA